AUGGGCACGAGUAUGUGCACGGGCAUGGGCAUGGGCAUGAGCAUAGGCAUGGGCAUGGGCAUGAGCAUAGACAUGUGCAUGGGCAUUGAGGCGGUGCUGGCGGGCCAUGUGGUGGAGGCGGUGCUGGCAGGCCGUGUGGUGGAGGUGUUGCUGGCGGGCCGUGUGGUGGAGGCGGUGCUGGCGGGCCGUGUGGUGGAGGUGUUGCUGGUGGGAAGCGUGCCGCGCAACCAGAGGGGCGCUGCCUGGGUCGCCAUCGCCACCGCCCAACCCGGGUGCACGUGCUGA
Molecule: messenger RNA, 285 nt
Organism: Closterium sp. NIES-65
Lineage: Eukaryota; Viridiplantae; Streptophyta; Zygnematophyceae; Desmidiales; Closteriaceae
Source: the annotation of a GenBank genome assembly